UUCAGUUCUCACGAGUCACGGCUACCUUCCAAGUUCAGUUUCGAUCUUCUUAAACGAAGGCGAAAAGACUCGACUUCACUGCAGAACAAAUUUUUUUCUCUAGGGUUUCUACUGAUAUCCUUCUCAGAAGUGUUUGCAGGUAUUGAUAUGUUAUAAAUGCUAACCUACUGGAAAGUGAGAUAAUGGCUGCUGCUGAUGCUUGCAUCAAACCGAUUUUUUUUGAUGAUGGUGAAGAUGAAGAUGGACCUGCAGUUUUCAAAAGGAGUAAAACAGCAUCUAAGAGAACUGAUUGCUCAGAACUAAAGAAGUUGUCAUCCCAAAGGCCUAAUGGAUCAUCAGGGAGGGGUGUCUUCCAUACUCCAGAUGGUCAAAAUUCAAGUAUGCUAAAGGGAAAAUCUGUUUCAUCUUCAAAGAUGUCAUCAAUGAAGUCAAAUGUGGCAAGUUCAAAUGCAUCAACUUCUAUAGCAGAUAAGUCAAAAUCUUCAGAACAAAACUCAGAAAUUAACAAGAAGGAGAAGGUUCUUUCGAAUAAGCCUCAGAAUGAACCAAAUGAGGAUUCUGAUGAUGAAAGACCAUUGAGUGCUAGAAUGGCUACAGCUUCUGGGGCAUUACCAAAGUGCCAAUCACCUAAUAACAAAUCACCUUAUCAUUUGAAGGGGCUUGGUUCACCUGUUCGUUGCUCAUCAAACUCAGAUAAGACAAAGGUUAACAUUAAGAAGUCUGAUGAAGAUCUGGAAGAUGAUCUUCCUCUGUCAUCAAAGUUCCAGUUAAAGGCAAGUGCAGGCUUAUCCAGUAAGAACUCAUGUGACUCUGAUGAGGAUAAACCUUUAGCUUCUAAGCUUCAGAAAAAUGGUUCCAGCAAGUGGAAUAAUGAACUGUUAAAGUUCCCAAGACCUCUGAGCAAACCAAGUACUUCAGGUCAGUCUUCAAUUAAAAAGCCAAAAUUUUCAGCUAUUCAUGUUCCAGCCAAAGUUAAGCAAGUAACGGUGAAAGCAGAAGCAGAAACAGAUGACGAUGACAAUGUUCCUAUUGCCCAUAGAAUGGAGAAGACAGCUCCUUUGGACGAUAAAGCAAUAUCUACCAAGAAAGCAAUAGAGGCUGUUUCUUCUUCAGUCAAGAAAACACCCAAGAAGUCAAAGAAGUAGGCAAAGAAAUCUAAAUAUUCUAAGUCAAUGAAAGUUCCUCCUAGCUCUGGGGAAGGACAAAAAUGGACUACCUUGGUACAUAAUGGUGUCAUUUUCCCGCCUCCAUACAAGCCACAUGGGGUUAAGAUGCUUUACAAUGGGCAUCUGAUUGAUUUGACUCCAGAACAGGAGGAGGUUGCAACAAUGUUUGCAGUGAUGAAAGAUACAGAUUAUGCAACCAAACCAAGAUUUAUAGAAAACUUCAUGAGUGAUUGGAGACAGAUACAUGGAAAAAAUCAUAUAAUUAAGAAAUUUGAGCUUUGUGAUUUCACACCAAUCUAUGAAUGGCAUCAAACGGAAAAGGAGAAGAAAAAACAGAUGAGUGCAGAGGAGAAGAAGGCAUUGAAAGAAGAGAAAUUGAAGCAAGAGGAGAAGUACAUGUGGGCUGUUGUUGAUGGUGUUAAAGAGAAGGUUGGGAACUUCAGAGUAGAGCCGCCUGGGUUGUUCCGUGGUCGCGGGGAGCAUCCAAAGAUGGGAAAAGUGAAAAGACGCAUUCGUCCUAGUGAUAUUACAAUAAAUAUAGGAAAGGAUGCUCCAAUUCCAGAAUGUCCAAUCCCUGGUGAAAGCUGGAAGGAAGUAAAGCAUGAUAAUACUGUCACAUGGUUGGCAUUUUGGAAUGAUCCAAUCAACCCUAAAGAAUUCAAGUAUGUCUUCUUGGCUGCUAGUAGUUCCUUGAAAGGUCUGAGUGACAAGGAGAAAUAUGAGAAGGCAAGGUUACUGAAGGACUACAUAAAUGAUAUCAGGGCAAAGUACACAAAGGAUUUUGUGAGUAAAGAUAUUACAAAGCUGCAAAUAGCAAUUGCAACUUACCUUAUUGAUAAGCUGCCUCUAAGGGCGGGCAAUGAGAAGGAUGAUGAUGAGGCUGAUACACUUGGCUGUUGCACACUGAAGGUGGAAAAUGUUACGUUAAUCCCUCCAAACAAGUUACAGUUUGAUUUCCUUGGUAAAGAUUCCAUUAGAUAUUUCAACACGGUGGAAGUUGAACUUCCUGUAUAUAAAGCAAUUGGACAAUUCAAAGAAGGAAAAAGUAAUGGGGAAAAUUUGUUUGACAACCUGGAUACCAGUAAACUGAACGCUCAUCUGAAGGAACUCAUGCCAGGCCUCACAGCGAAGGUUUUCCGUACAUACAAUGCAUCUAUUACUUUACAUGAGAUGUUGAAUAGAGAAACCAAGGAUGGUGAUGUUGCGGAGAAAAUUGUUGUUUACCAACAAGCAAACAAGGAGGUUGCAAUUAUAUGCAAUCAUCAACGUAGUGUCUCAAAGUCCUACAGCACACAAAUGUCAAGAUUGAGUGAGAAGAUGGAUGAACUAAAGGCUAUCCUCGAUGAACUUCAAAGGGAUUUGGUAAGGGCGAAGAAAAGAAUGCCCCCUUUGAAAGGCGCUGAUGGGAAGCCUAAGAACUUAAGCCCCGAAGCGUUAGAAAGGAAGAUUUCCCAGACAAAUGCUAAGAUUGAAAAAAUGGAGAGGGAUAUGAAAACAAAGGAGGAUCUGAAGACCGUGGCAUUGGGCACGUCAAAGAUAAACUAUCUGGAUCCAAGGAUAUCGGUUGCAUGGUGCAAGCGCCAUGAAGUUCCCAUUGAGAAGAUAUUCGACAAGUCCCUCUUGGCAAAGUUUGCGUGGGCAAUGGAUGUUGAUCCUAGCUUCAGAUUCUGAUAUUUUACAUGAUACCUUACCCAUGAAUUUUCCCUGAGACGGGCUGUAUGUUUACCCUUCACAUGUUCUCAAUGUUAACCCCAUUCUUCUCUCUAGGCAGAAAUUUCAUGCUGGACGAGCAUCUGUCGAGUUGGGUUGUGAACUUGUGAUCACCCAUUAACCCCCAUGCAUUGUUUAAUCAAUUAGAAGAAGGUGAUAAGCCAUGCGGAAAAAAAAUUAUUUAUUUUGAGUUGAUUUCUCAACUGUGUAUUACUAACAUCCAAAAUGUUACAAAGGCGGUGGUAAAAAUGUUCAAUUAUACAGCUAAUUUUGUGUCCACUGGGAUUUAUUGUCUACCAUGUAUUACUGACUUUUUAAUGGCAAUGAAAGUAUCUGAGCCACAAGGCAAGCCUUAUUUGUGCAUUUUCAA
Messenger RNA from Macadamia integrifolia, 3246 nucleotides. RefSeq names its product DNA topoisomerase 1 alpha-like. Gene Ontology annotation, cellular component: chromosome; nucleolus. The record is from RefSeq and is a predicted model, not a curated record. Gene Ontology annotation, molecular function: DNA binding; DNA topoisomerase type I (single strand cut, ATP-independent) activity. NCBI's taxonomy places the organism in Eukaryota, Viridiplantae, Streptophyta, Magnoliopsida, Proteales, Proteaceae. Gene Ontology annotation, biological process: DNA replication; DNA topological change; chromosome segregation. The transcript has 17 exons.